Acanthamoeba castellanii str. Neff is the source of this 141-nucleotide messenger RNA. RefSeq lists its product as uncharacterized. NCBI's taxonomy places the organism in Eukaryota, Discosea, Longamoebia, Acanthamoebidae. The transcript has a single exon. The annotation marks the transcript as partial. The record is from RefSeq and is a predicted model, not a curated record.
AUGUGUGUCUCGGCUGGCUGCCCGUCGUGCGCGAGGACGCGGCCACGACGACCACCACACAGGAGGGCGGCGGUGAGAAGGCGCUCUUCGGCACCGAGCUGCAGGAGCUGGCCCCACCGCGAGGGCCGGCCCGUGCCGGCG